UUCUGUGCUCGUUCAUUAACAUGUAAAACCCAUUCAAUGGGUGCCAAGCGUGCAGUUCCUGGUAGAAGUGCACCUUACGAUGUAUUAUUACAACAAUAUCAAAAAAGAAAUCAAGCCAAGAUUGCCCAAUCACACGCCCUUGCUGCUCAAAAGAGAGAAAAUGCCGCAUUCCAUGGUGGGGAACAUGAUGAAAAUCUGGCCAACUAUAACAAGAUCUUGGAUCCAGAUGAAGAAACUCAUUUGGUAUUGGAAGGUCUUUCCAAGAAUAACCCUAUACCUUUGGAAAGAAAGAUUAUCAUGCCGGUCAGGUAUCGUCAUCGCUUCCUUCAAGCUCGUGAAUUCUAUGCUAAUGCAUUGAUUAUUUCUCCACACCACCACCAUAAUCAACAACAACAACAGCAACAACAAGCAGGCGGAGAGCAAACCUUGGCCAACCAAGCCAUAUCAGGUUCUAUUGGUGGGUUGCAAGGAAGAUGUGCUCUUAUCAAUGUUGACGCUGCGCCUCCUGCCAAUACUGACUCACCAACUCAAACCUUUAGUGCUAUUUCGGGUGAGAUGUAUCAAGUUAGAGCUCCAUCAAAGGCUAUAUUGAUGACAUCUCAACAUAAUAACAUGCAACAACAAGCAUUCCAACAACAAUUGUUGAAGUAUCAGCAACAACAACAGCAACAACAGCAACAGCUUUUGUUGAUGAAGCAAAGGCAGUUGCAACAACAGCAACAACAACAGCAGCAGCAGCAACAACAACAACAGCAACAGCAGCAAAUUCAAAGUUCUUCCCAGGGUUCAUCAGUUCAACUGUAAUUUUAUAUUUGGCUUUUUACUUUCUUCAUUUAUUUUGUAUUUUUUCUCCAUGAAUUCUAUUUAUAUAUCUAUAAACCCGAAUAUUAUUCUAUAGUAGUAACUAUUACUUUUUCGUAGGCCAGUUUGGCUUGUGUUUCAUGAUCCAGCGGUGGUUCAAAACCAGUUUUAAACUCAACCUCUUUUCUGGAACCUUAUGCAAUAGCUUUCUGAUCAAAUCCACCGCAUCAUGAUCAACAUAGUUUGGGAAACGAAUAUCACCCUUGGAUAUUCUUUGAUGAGUUGCAUCCUUUGAUGCUUCUUCAAAUGGUGGUUUACCUACGAGAAACUCAUAAGUCAAUAUCCCCAACGCCCAAAUAUCGACACUUUUGUCAUGAGGUUUACUUUCAACCAUUUCCGGGGGUAAAUAAUCCAAUGUCCCACACAAGGUUAUUCUUCUAGUAGGGUUAGACUGAUAAUGGGGUUUAUCCUGGUGCUGUUGCACCGACCAACCAAAAUCACUCAAUUUGAUAACAUUAUCAAGACUUAACAUGAUAUUUUCUGGUUUUAAAUCUCGAUGAAUUAUGUUCUUUCUAUGGAGGUAAAUCAAUGCCUGCGUGACUUGAUAAAUGUAAUAACUAGCAAGUGCAUUAUCAAAGCGUUUGGCUUGCUUUAAGUGAUGAUAUAAUUCACCAUAUAGACUAAAUUCAAGCACAAGAUAGACAUUGACAUGAUCAUGAAACCAAGUAUAUAAACGUGUUAUAUUGGGAUGGUGUAAUUUAGAUUGAAUUUCAAUUUCUCGUCUGAAAUUCUUCUCUAGUCUUAAAUCUAUCAACUCUUGUUUAUUCAUGGCUUUUAAUGCUACAACUAACCCCAGUUCUUUAUGUUUGACACAAUAAACGCGCCCUAGUUUCCCUUUGCCCAAGAUUUUCCCAAACUCAAAGUCAUCCAACGUAAAUCUUUUCUCAGAACCAGGGGAUUCGACAAAUGGUGAUGAUAGAGGAGUGGAAGAUGUAGUUGAAUUGGACAUGCUGUAUCGGCUUGGUGUUUUGAAUUCUAAACUGGUAUACCUACUUGCUGUUGUUAAUCUUGUGCUUUCCGGUUGGACAACUUGAUGACGCAAUGGAUUGGGCGUGGGUGAUGCAUUAGUGGCUAUAGAUGUGGUAGUAGUUCUACUCUUUGUUGUUUUGGGUUUUAGAAUCUUGAACUCAUGAUGCACAUUUGUAUUACUAGGUAUUUUAUGUAGCGGAUUCCUGGUUAGAUUUAUCCCUGAUUUCCGUAAAUUGUCAUUUAUGGAGUUGUGUUGAUUUAUCAGUGAGGUUGGUAUUGAUGAUGGAUACGCCAUGAUGAAUUUAGACUGGACCUAGUCUAUACGGUUGCACACGUCUCUUGAUGUGAGUUUGGUUGCGUUAUUGUUAUACAAAAGAUGGAUUUUGUAAACAAAGGUCGUGUGCACAUACCAAAACGCGUUCAAAGAAAAAAAGGUGUUUCAAAAUGGGCCUACACUACUUGAUUACCGAAAGUACGUGUAAAUACAGUUGGAUCUACUUUGUGCAGACAACGUAUCUGGAACAAUGGGGAGAAUACGAGUUGGAUACAUGUUCGGGAUUAUCGAAAUACCUUUCUGAAAUUGUAAUUCACGCCAUUUGAGAUAAAUAACCUGAUCAAAACCAAGCCAGUAAUGAAACCAUCAUUUUCUCAGAAAAUGGCCAGAUUCUUACUAGUGGAGAGAUUCUUAGUUAGGCAUGUGCAUGUAGAUACGGUCUUACAUACUCCAUGAUAUUCGAUGUCUCCAAGUAGAUAUCGGUAGCUCCGGGACGGCUUUUAAAAAUAGAUUUAAAAUUUCUUUUGGUAGUAGGGUAAACUAUAACAGGGCUAGCUUUUGUCGUCAAUUUAUAUGCCACGGGAUAGUUUUCUUUGUCUUUUCUGACAAUAAGGUGCAGACGAGACUUGCUAUAUAUUUGCACGAUGAGAUAAAUAAACAGCAAGUGGCCCGGACAAUACCCAAGGAUAAGGUUCGGGAUUGACCUGUAAGUCAGGUUAUCUCGUCAAAAUUUAAUUUUGAUUGUUUCUCUUUAGUAACAAACGGAAAUUAGCCGGAUGAGCAAAGAGGUGGUAUGCAAACAAGUCAUCAGAGAC
Molecule: messenger RNA, 2919 nt
Organism: Spathaspora passalidarum NRRL Y-27907
Lineage: Eukaryota; Fungi; Ascomycota; Pichiomycetes; Serinales; Debaryomycetaceae
Product: deubiquitination module subunit
Exons: 1
Coding region: 37-804 (255 amino acids)
Biological process (GO): regulation of transcription by RNA polymerase II; regulatory ncRNA-mediated heterochromatin formation; RITS complex assembly
Cellular component (GO): SAGA complex
Source: RefSeq, a predicted model, not a curated record